AUGCCUCUCGCGCCCGCGAUCGCUCGCGAUUUGCCCUUCCUCGAUGACUUUCGCACCGUCACCUGCGUAACGUGGACGGCGUUGGGGCGCAACCUAGGGAUCGGCACCCCGUCCGGGUUUCUCAUUUUCAGCAUGGAGAGCGCCUUGGAAGGGGUGAUUCGACGGCGAACCCCUUCUUUCCAAGGAGGGCCUUCCACGACCUCUUCUAUCGCGGAGCCCGCCGCGUCUUCGCCGCCCGCGAAGGCGAUGGAGGAGGUGUUUCGUCGGAUCGUCGAAGGCGGGGUGGGGUUGUUGGGGUUACACGGGCAGAGCAGCGUCGUCGCGGUGAGCGGCGUCCGAACGCGGGCGCACGCCGCCACGGUGAGGCUACUCGACGCGAGCCUCCCUUGGCGAGCCCCCCACCCCCGGCGAAUUCGACCAAAAAAAGAAACAAACGAAGACGAAGCAAACGAAGAAACCGAAACAGAAGCGAGUGAAGGCGAUGAGGCAACGGAUAAAGGGCUUGGCGGGGUGGAAAAGGCAAAGCCACGGCUGUGUGGGGUGCUCGCCGAGGCGCGCCUUCCCACGACCGUGGCGGCCCUCCACUACGGCCCGUCAUGCGUCAUUGUCGGGCUCGCCGGGGACCCUCGCGUGGUGGGAUCCCAUCGAUUUUACGUUUUUGAUCGAUAUCUCACACAGAAACACGUCUUGGAGGCGUUCCCUCCCGCGAGCAACGCGUUUUUGCAGGAUGCCGUGGCGAUGGCGAGCCUCUGGGCGCCCGCGGUGGGGGCGGGGAUGUCGAUCAACCGCCUCCGUGUGAUGCUUCCUGGGGAGAAGAAAGGGCAGCUUCGUCUGCUCACGCUGAAAACCGCCACCUACGCGGCCGAUGCGGUGGGGAAAGGUUUCCCCACGACACGUCCGCCUGAUAGGGAAGGGGAGGUGCGUUUUCUUUUGGGGGAUAAACUGCUCCAUCGCUCCCCUCUCCGCGCGGUCGCGAUCACACCGGAUGGACGAUUCGGCGUCACCAUCGGCGAGGCGGGAACGAAACUCCGUCUGCUCGAAUUCCGCGACGACAACCUCAUUGUGGAGCGUCUGACGUUUGAACGAGGGCGAACCGCCGCUCGGGUGGAUUCUGUCUCCCUCCAUCUCAUCCUCUUGCCCGGUGUGGAUCACGAUGAUGAUGAGAAGGGUGAUGAUAACGGCCUCUCCACUCCGCGCGCGCUCGUUGCCUGCAUCACCGACGCCGGGACGCUCCAUUUGUUUCUCUGCGAUCCCCGUCGGCAAGGGGUGGUGCACCACUGUGAGCGCGCGCUCGCCGUCGAAGGGGGGAAAUCCAACCCCAUCCCUUUCGCCUUUUCCGUGCUUUUUCCGCAGCCAACGGCGAUGCGGCAGGGUUGUGGGUUGUUCGUCUUUCAGUGGGAUCACCGAUGGAAGGGGUUGACGCUCACCGCGGCCUACGAGAAUGGCAAAUGCGGUUCCCCCCCUUCUUCUUCCUCCGCCGCAGUAGCGCAGUGGCAAGGGAAGAAAGGGGAAGAAACAAACACCUUGGAAGUGCCUGAGAUGUUUCAACGCCUCUUCGCGCGUCUGGUGGUGUUCGACGUGCACGCGCAAGCCCCUCAAGGGAUGGAAAAGCCACCACAAACCACCCCUUCCGAGCGACCUGACGCCUCCUCGUGCUUGACUUCCCAACUUUUGGCGAAUUUCUACGCCUACUAA
Molecule: messenger RNA, 1695 nt
Organism: Phytomonas sp. EM1
Lineage: Eukaryota; Euglenozoa; Kinetoplastea; Trypanosomatida; Trypanosomatidae
Source: the annotation of a GenBank genome assembly